UUUUUAAUUUUUCUUUUCAACCUUCCUCGGUCGCUUCGUUCGCCGCGCCCGCGCGCACGAGUUCCCCCGCCUGAGCCGCGAGGAGCCACGCAGCGCCGGCCGGCCGGCCCGCCUCCCCUGUCGCUCGAUCGCUCGCUCCCUCCCUUUUUGUUUGUGUGUUUGCUGCCUCCCUCCCGCGCCUCCUUUUCUCCUCUUCCUCCUGCUGCUCGUCGUCCUCAACGACGCCCGCUCGAUCCUCCUCGCGGACUCUCCUCCGGGUGGGAGCCAGGCCGCGGCUCAGCCCCAGCCCAGCGCCCACAGAAAACCUGCAUCUUCAAUCCAGGCGUUCCCUCUCUGGACAAUUUCUGAAGGCAGAAAAAGAGAAAAAGGAAAAGGACCAUGGGAAGCUUCAUUGCUUCUCUUUUUCUGGGGCCAUAAAAAAAAAAUAGCUGCCAUUUGCUGGAUGGCAUUUCUGCAUUUUGGCUUCAAGAAAUGAGUCGUCAGACUGCCACAGCACUUCCUACAGGUACCUCGAAGUGUACACCGUCCCAAAGGGUACCUGCCUUGACAGGCACCACCGCCUCCAACAAUGACUUGGCCAGCCUCUUUGAGUGUCCCGUCUGUUUUGACUAUGUGCUGCCACCGAUCCUCCAGUGCCAAAGCGGCCAUCUUGUUUGUAGCAACUGUCGCCCCAAGCUCACCUGUUGUCCGACCUGCCGAGGGCCCUUGGGCUCCAUUCGGAAUUUGGCGAUGGAAAAAGUGGCCAACUCUGUACUGUUUCCUUGUAAAUACGCCUCCUCUGGCUGCGAGAUAACAUUGCCACACACCGAGAAAGCUGACCACGAAGAGCUUUGUGAAUUUAGGCCUUACUCUUGCCCGUGCCCUGGGGCUUCUUGUAAGUGGCAAGGCUCUCUGGAUGCAGUCAUGCCACACCUCAUGCACCAACAUAAAUCAAUAACAACGCUACAGGGAGAAGAUAUUGUUUUCCUUGCUACAGACAUUAAUCUUCCCGGAGCUGUUGACUGGGUUAUGAUGCAGUCUUGUUUUGGCUUUCACUUCAUGUUAGUACUGGAGAAACAGGAAAAAUACGACGGUCACCAGCAGUUCUUUGCAAUCGUACAGUUGAUAGGCACGCGGAAACAAGCUGAAAAUUUUGCUUACCGCCUCGAGCUGAACGGCCAUAGGCGGCGAUUGACUUGGGAAGCCACUCCACGAUCGAUCCACGAGGGAAUCGCAACAGCCAUCAUGAAUAGUGACUGCUUAGUCUUUGACACCAGCAUCGCACAGCUUUUUGCAGAGAAUGGCAACUUAGGUAUUAAUGUGACAAUUUCAAUGUGCUGAAAACCCAAUCUGACAUUUUCAGGGCCAGUGUCUAAAAAAAUAAUAAUAGUAAUCACCUCAAUCCAAUCGGCUGCAUUCAGUUUCGCAGAAACCGUGGUAAACAUCUGACUGCUAGGUGUGAACAAUUGGGAGGGAGAGGCUAGCGUACAUGAAGGUAAAUUAAUGGGAAGACUGUUCAGGCGCAGGUAACAGUUGCAUGUAAUAACACUAAUAUAUUUAAAUGAGUCAGCAGUAAACCACUGAAAUAUAUAUAUAUAUAUAUA
Molecule: messenger RNA, 1583 nt
Organism: Crotalus tigris (Tiger rattlesnake)
Lineage: Eukaryota; Metazoa; Chordata; Lepidosauria; Squamata; Viperidae
Gene: SIAH1
Product: siah E3 ubiquitin protein ligase 1
Exons: 3
Coding region: 472-1320 (282 amino acids)
Biological process (GO): proteasome-mediated ubiquitin-dependent protein catabolic process; multicellular organism development
Cellular component (GO): cytoplasm
Molecular function (GO): ubiquitin conjugating enzyme binding; zinc ion binding; ubiquitin protein ligase activity
Source: RefSeq, a predicted model, not a curated record